AUGACAGACCGUCCCCCUUCGUUGUCCCACGUCCGAGAUGACCAGCGGGAGGCCGAGAUUCUAUCACAACAUCUUCAUCCCCAAUUCACCGGGUCCCUUCAUGAAGAAUCUCCCCUUCAGGCCCGUGCUGCGGCUGAAGCAUCCUCCAGUUCAAACACUCCGGAACAACAUUCAUCGCUAAAGCUCCUGGGUGGUGAUGUCCAUCGCGAUCUCUACCGGCUCGAGGCCAAGGCCAAACAAGCUCUGCAAGAAAGACGGGCCGCCAGCUUUUCUUAUCCCGCCCGACCUCCCGAUGAUGCGAUAGAAGAAGGCGUGGCUGCCAUGGAACCUGGCAGCUUUCGUCGGCACUUUGUACAACAGAAAAAGGGCUGGGCCAGCGAUGCACUGGUCGCUCGCUCGUUCCUGGACUUUCUCGACCUGUAUGGUAGUUUCGCCGGUGAGGAUUUAGCGGAGACGGAGGAUGAGUCUGCGAUUGCAACGGAAGAUCUCGAGCAUGAGCCUGAACGACGACCUCUGCUGGGCCGGCGGAGAACAACUCGACCACCUCGCCCUGGGGACGCGUCUCGGGUCAAGACAUUUUUCACCCUACUGAAGGCGUUUAUCGGGACGGGAAUUAUCUUCCUGCCCAAGGCCUUUCGCAACGGUGGCAUUCUCUUCUCCUCGGUCGCUCUGGUCACGGUCGCGGCGGUCACAAGUCUCUGCUUCCAUCUUCUGCUGGAGUGUCGGAAAGGACAUGGAGGCGGUUAUGGUGAUAUCGGUGAGCGUAUAGCAGGGCCUCGAUUCCGAUCGCUCAUUCUGGGGUCCAUCACCAUUUCCCAACUUGGCUUUGUCUGCACAGGUAUCAUCUUCACUGCGGACAAUUUUCGGGCGGUCUUGUCAGCAGUCGCUGAAAAUAGCGAAAAAGUUCUGUCCACCAACAUCCUCAUCGCACUCCAAUUAGCUGUUCUUGUGCCGCUGGCAUUCAUCCGAAACAUCUCCAAACUGGGUCCGGCGGCGCUCCUCGCGGAUAUUUUCAUCCUCAUGGGUCUUGCGUACAUUUAUUACUACGAUAUUGCGACCAUUGCGUCCCGGCAUGGGUUGGCAUCGUCAGUGGAACUAUUCAAUCCCAAGUCAUUUACCUUGACCAUCGGUUCCUGCAUCUUCACUUUCGAAGGAAUCGGCCUCAUCCUCCCCAUCCAAUCGUCCAUGAAACACCCGGAGAAAUUCGACGGACUCCUCUAUACUGUCAUGAUCAUCAUCACUGUGCUCUUCACCGCGGUCGGCGCUCUGUCCUACGGCGCUUUUGGUUCCGACACGAAGAUCGAAGUCAUUAACAAUCUUCCCCAGGGAGACAAGUUUGUGAACGCUAUGCAGUUCCUCUACUCGAUGGCGAUCUUGAUCGGUGUUCCGGUACAACUGUUCCCCGCCGUUCGGAUCAUGGAGGGCAAACUGUUCGGUCAGGUGUCGGGCAAGCGAGACCCUUGGAUCAAGUGGAAAAAGAACAUCUUCCGAUCGUUGAUCGUGUUGGCUUGCGCUGUGAUGUCGGCCGUCGGAGCUGCUGACUUGGACAAGUUUGUGUCGUUGAUCGGCUCGUUUGCUUGCGUUCCUCUGGUCUACAUCUAUCCGGCGUACUUGCACUGGAAGGGGGUUGCAGACUCCCCCUUGGCUAAGUUUGGCGACCUUACAAUGGUGGUGCUGGGGUUCGUCUUUAUGAUUUAUACGACCUUGUCUACUGCUUCGGUAUGGCUUGAAGGGCAUAAUAAAGGCAGCAGUGGACUCAAUACCGGCAUAAUGGACGUCGUGCUUGAUGUUCUGGAUACCUUUGUCUUCGACAAGUUAUAUGCGCUUCUUCUACCAGCCAAAUCAUUUGACCUUUCGGACCAAGACUCGCUGCUUGAUUACAACUGCCAUAUCAAUCGAUAUGUCACCCUCACUCCAAACCAACACACUGUGCAGAGCAGCUGGUCGCGAGACAAUAUCUUCCGGCAGUUUCUGAGUCUUUUCAUCACGAUUUGGGGCUUCGGGCUUCUGCUCUACUUGACCACUGCCACCCUCUCCUUCGCUCUGGUCUUCGACAAACGUGCCAUGCAACAUCCCAAAUUCCUUCGCCAUCAGAUACGGCUUGAAAUCGGGCAGGCGCUGCGCGCAAUGCCCGUGAUGGCGGCCCUGACUGCUCCUCUUUUCCUGGCCGAAGUGCGAGGAUACAGCAAGCUAUACGACUUUCCCACCGAGAGUCCCUUCCCACUCUAUACCUACCUCCAGUACCCGCUCUUUAUCGCGUUUACCGAUUUUGCAAUCUACUGGAUUCAUCGAGGACUCCAUCAUCCGGCCAUCUAUAAACGCCUGCACAAGCCGCAUCACAGGUGGAUCAUCUCCACCCCCUAUGCGAGCUACGCCUUCCAUCCGGUGGACGGCUGGAGCCAGGGUCUUCCAUACCACCUCUAUCCGUUUCUUUUUCCGCUGCAGAAGGCGGCGUAUUUGGGUCUCUUUGUUUUCGUGACCAUCUGGACGGUCAUGAUCCACGAUGGAGAGUACGCUCUCGAUUCACCCGUGAUUAAUGGAUCAGCCUGCCACACUAUUCACCACUACUAUUUCAACUACAACUACGGGCAGUUCACCACGUUUUGGGACCGUAUUGGAGGCAGCUAUCGCAGGCCAAAUCGGGAGCUGUUCAACAGGCAAGAACGGCUCAAACAGACGGAGAUCCAGCGGCAAGUCGAAGAGAUGGAGAGAUUGGUAAAGGAGGUCGAAGGAUCUGACGAUCGGUGUUAUGAGCAAGCCACCAAGAAAACUUCUUGA
Aspergillus novofumigatus IBT 16806 is the source of this 2778-nucleotide messenger RNA. RefSeq names its product putative amino acid transporter. Gene Ontology annotation, biological process: lipid biosynthetic process; amino acid transmembrane transport. The record is from RefSeq and is a predicted model, not a curated record. The transcript is spliced from 5 exons. The coding region runs from base 1 to 2778 and encodes 925 amino acids. Gene Ontology annotation, molecular function: oxidoreductase activity; amino acid transmembrane transporter activity; iron ion binding. NCBI's taxonomy places the organism in Eukaryota, Fungi, Ascomycota, Eurotiomycetes, Eurotiales, Aspergillaceae.